GUUCUGAAGGAAGGAGCCUUCCUCUCAGGCGUGUCCGAGGAGAAGCAGCAGCUUUUUCUUGUCAUCAGCGGGAAGAGGCGAUAGUCGCCGUCUGCUGAGCCCUGGACCUGAGGAAGCGGGGAAGAGGCGCCUCCACAAUCCGGCCAGGGACCUACUGAGGGGGCUGAGCUGUGCGGAGAGGGGCGCGCCCCCCGCGACCCGCCAUCGUCCCCACUGGAGGAGAGAGGAGAGAAGGAGGCCCGGCCCUCUCUCGCGCGCGCGCGCCCUCUUCCCGCCCUCCACGGCUCCGGCUCCUCCUCCCUCUUCCCCGCCCGCCUUUCGGUGUGUGGCCCCGGCCGCCAUGUUGUUGUGGUUGUGAGGUGGGAGGCGGAGGCUGAGCCACAGAGCGGAGGGGCAGCGACGACGAGGGGAAGCCGAGCGACCACCACCACCCCUCCGAGCUGCCGCCGCCGCCGCCGCACCCCCUUCAGGAGUGGGGAAGGACCCUCGCCAUGGCUGGACGCCGCUGCCACCACCGCCGCCGCCGCCGCCACUGGCUUUCACUGUGAAAUAGCAGAACACCUGAACAACGUCUGAAAUUUCGGAAAGGAAGAUUCUAUUACUAGCUGAUUGUUACAUAAUAAAUAGUGUGGCAAAGAAUUGAAAGCAAGGACGAAGACCUUGCCUUUUAAUCUGGCUCUGUCAUGGAUGAAGAGACGCAGCACAGCCUUGAAUGCAUCCAAGCUAAUCAGAUCUUCCCCAGGAAGCAGCUGAUCCGUGAGGAUGAGAAUCUCCAGGUCCCAUUCCCUGAACUUCAUGGGGAGAGCACUGAAUAUGUAGGUCGAGCUGAGGAUGCCAUCAUUGCACUUUCCAACUAUAGACUUCACAUCAAAUUUAAGGAGUCACUUGUGAACAGUGCCUGUAAACUUGCUGCUUGUGAGCUCUCAGUUCCAUUACAGCUUAUAGAAAAUGUUGAAUGCCGGGAUAUAUUUCAGCUUCACUUAACUUGUAAAGACUGCAAAGUAAUCAGAUGUCAGUUCUCUACCUUUGAACAGUGUCAAGAGUGGCUUAAGAGGCUGAAUAAUGCCAUCCGCCCUCCUUCAAAGAUAGAGGAUCUCUUUUCGUUUGCUUACCAUGCCUGGUGUAUGGAGGUGUAUGCUAGUGAAAAAGAACAGCAUGGUGAUUUGUGUCGACCAGGAGAACAUGUAAGUUCAAGGUUUAAAAAUGAGGUUGAACGGAUGGGUUUUGACAUGAACAAUGCCUGGAGGAUCUCCAAUAUCAAUGAGAAAUACAAGCUCUGUAGCAGCUACCCUCAAGAACUCAUAGUUCCUGCUUGGAUCACAGACAAAGAGCUGGAGAGUGUGGCAGGCUUCCGAUCUUGGAAACGCAUCCCUGCUGUGGUUUACAGGCAUCAAAGCAAUGGGGCAGUAAUUUCCCGUUGUGGGCAGCCGGAGGUCAGCUGGUGGGGCUGGAGAAACGCUGAUGAUGAACAUCUUGUCCAGUCAGUGGCCAAAGCCUGUGCCUCAGAUUCCAAGUCUAAUAGCAGGAAGCUGGUGAAUGGAAACUGUUCAAGAGACUACUCCAAUGGAGGAGACUUCUCUGAUGUGGAAUUUGAUUCCUCCAUCUCCAAUGCUUCAGGAGCAGAAAGUUUAGCGAUCCAACCUCAGAAACUUUUGAUCUUGGAUGCGCGCUCUUACGCUGCUGCGGUGGCAAACAGGGCCAAAGGGGGAGGCUGUGAAUGCCCAGAGUAUUAUCCAAACUGUGAAGUAGUGUUCAUGGGAAUGGCAAACAUCCAUUCUAUUCGGAAGAGCUUUCAGUCGCUGCGUUUGCUCUGCACACAAAUGCCAGACCCAGGAAACUGGCUGUCUGCUCUGGAAAGCACCAAAUGGCUGCAACAUUUGUCUGUGCUUCUGAAAUCAGCACUUCUGGUAGUUCAUGCAGUGGACAGAGAUCAGCGACCUGUCUUGGUGCACUGCUCAGACGGCUGGGACAGAACCCCGCAGAUAGUAGCUCUGGCUAAGCUGCUCCUGGAUCCGUAUUACAGGACCAUUGAGGGUUUCCAGGUGCUUGUGGAGAUGGAGUGGCUGGAUUUUGGCCAUAAGUUUGCCGAUCGCUGUGGCCACGGUGAGAAUUCGGAUGACCUGAACGAGCGCUGCCCGGUGUUCCUGCAGUGGCUCGACUGCGUCCAUCAGCUCCAGCGGCAGUUCCCCUGCUCUUUUGAGUUCAACGAAGCAUUCCUUGUGAAGUUGGUGCAGCACACAUACUCUUGCCUCUUUGGUACAUUCCUGUGCAACAAUGCGAAGGAGAGAGGUGAAAAGCACACCCAAGAGAGGACCUGUUCAGUUUGGUCUCUGCUUCGAGCAGGAAACAAAGCCUUCAAAAAUCUGCUUUACUCCUCCCAAUCAGAAUCUGUGCUGUAUCCUGUGUGCCACGUGCGAAACCUCAUGCUCUGGAGUGCAGUUUACUUGCCAUGUUCUUCCCCUUCUACGCCUGCAGAUGAUACCUGUGCCCCUUACCCAGUCCCAGGUUCCAGCCCUGAAGAUCAGCCUCUGGGCAGGCUGCCAAAGACGAGGUCAUUUGACAAUCUGACAACGGCUGGUGACAGCAGCAUGCCGACAACCAACCGGCGCAGUAGCGAUCCCAGCCUCAAUGAGAAAUGGCAGGAGCACCGCCGGUCCCUGGAGCUAAGCAGCCUUGGGAACCCAGGAGACGACCCCUUCGACGGAGAAUGCCUGGGCAGACAAGGCAGGAUUCUGGUUGGAGCUGAGCUUUCGGUCGCUGUAGCAGAGGGACAGAUGGAGAACAUUUUGCAAGAGGCUACCAAGGAAGAAGGCGGCUUGGAAGAAUGUGCGAGGGGCAUUUUGGAAACCGCAGGUAAAGAAGGGGAAGAGGAUGUUGUCGUGGAUAAGGAAAGCAGGGCUGAAAACCUGGACACUACUGCUGAUAAAUUGUACGCAAAAGCUGAGCUGGAUACAGUAACUUUAUUAGACAAUCCGGUUUCCAGCCCACAGGAGGAUUUACAGGGUGCUUCUGAGCUUCAAGGACAACAGGAUGAACAUUUAGUUCUCCAUAAUGCUGUCCAGAAGCCGUCUCAGGUGAGGGAACUGCAGCCUGGAUUUUUGGACAAUACUGUAAAUAGUAACAUUCAAAGAGCAGAGGAGGACAGUGUUAGCAGGCUUUCUGUAGAGGUCAAAAGCCCCAAUGGUACCCUCCAGCCUGGCCUCCAGUUUCCUGCCCUGUAUGAGGCAGGAACAUCAAACAUGGAGAGCUCUACAGACACCUUAACGGAGAAUGGAGUAAAGACAGAGCUGAUCCAGAAAGUGUCUUGCCAUUGGCUCCAUCCCAUGGACAACAGUGCUGAUGAGCUUUCCCAAGCUGUCGAAAGUAGGCCUGAGAGAGAGGACUCGCUAGAGCUGCACAAAUUGGCAGUGAACCUAAACAGGACUCCUACGAGCAGCAAGUUACAUGACCCAAUACCUUCACCUUGUGCCUUGCCUUUAGCUGGCUAUAAAGAGAUCGUGUGUAAUGGAGAGCUGGAGCCUGAGAACAAGGUGACGGAGAAUCCUGAAGGGUUCAGUGUUACCCAGAAAUCCCCUGCACCAAACGGACACUGUGUGAACGGAGAGGAAGGUAGCAGGGUAAAGGCUUCCUUGAGCCGACAGGUCUCUGCUGCUAGCUGUAGCUCUGGCCCACUGCACCUGAGGAAUCUGCACCACAAGUGGGUUCAUGCUAUCCCAGGCCGGCAGCAGACAGCAAACAGCCCAGACCAGCCUGCCCGGAGUCAUCUGGAUGAUGACGGGAUGCCAGUCUAUGCUGAUGUCAUUCAGCAGCGCCUCCGUCAGAUUGAAAGCGGGCACCAGCAGGAGGUGGAGACCUUAAAGAAGCAGGUGCAGGAGCUGAGGAGCCGACUGGAGAGCCAGUACCUGAACAGUUCGCUCCGCUUCAAUGGUGAUUACGGGGAUGAAGUGACUUCAAUACCUGACUCGGAAAGCAAUCUGGAUCAGAACUGUUUGUCUCGCUGCAGUACAGAGAUUUUCUCUGAAGCCAGCUGGGAGCAGGUGGAUAAGCAGGACACAGAGGUGACACGAUGGCUGCCUGAUCACUUGGCUGCACACUGUUAUGGCUGCGACAGUGCAUUCUGGCUCGUCAGCAGGAAGCACCAUUGCAGGGACCCUGAACGUGUUGAUCAGACUUGGAAUUGUGGGAAUGUCUUUUGCUCCAGCUGCUGUAACCAGAAGGUGCCAGUCCCCAGCCAGCAGCUCUUCGAACCCAGCCGGGUCUGCAAAUCCUGCUACACCAGCUUGCAUCCCGGUAGCUCCAGCCUUGACCUUGAACUGGACAAACCCAUUGCUGCCACUUCAAACUGAGGCUCCAGCCUGGAAGGAAAGCUGGGAAGAGACUGCACUGCCUCUCCCAGCUCAGCAGAUCACGCACAUUUCUCAGCGGACUGAAGGUGGUAGGACUGGAGGAAGCCUUGCACUCUGGAGUUGGGAGGACGGAGGACUUGCUCAGAAGGAUGGGAUGUCGGGGGGGUGUUGGUGGAGUGGAAAUCCCUCCUUUCCAGCAGUUAAUUCCCAGUUUCAUUUUCAUCCUCCUCAUGUAAAUUUUGUGUGGAUUUUUGCUGGAAGACCAUGAGAAGAGGGGCUGGGCUGGAAUCUGUCCCCCCUCCCCCCCGCACAGAUGUUUUCACUGCCCUGCUGUCAAACUGUGCUGCAGACCUAUGAUUCUACCGUGCUGAGAGGAGAGAGGAGGGGUAAUCAGUCCAGAGACUUUGUGAAUACCUGUAGUGUCAGUGCUAGUGCUUUUCAGUCACUCCUGUUCCUUCCCAACAGCUGACUGCUGUUUGGGAAAAGUUGUUGCUGCUAGAAGAAAUGGGAGCUGCCUUCUCAAACAACAAAAACAAAAAACUCUCUCCCUCUCUGUUCUUAGAGUGGGCUUAGUUAACCUUGCUGCACAAAUGGGGGUGGACAGGCGGGGGGAAUUGGUUGCAGAUCUCUACAUUGGGCACUUCCUGUUUUUGGCCGACUUGUGGCUUGAAAUGGGUGGGAAUCAACUGGACCACUGUGGCUGAAGAAAGUGUAUGCUUGUCUGAGGGAAGCGAGAGGGGAAGGGGGGUCGGAGAGGCCAAUCUUGUUCAGGGUUGUAUUUUGAAACUGGCACCUCAAUGCGUAAGACUCUUGGCAUGUGCAAUUCAUUAUAAAAGAAUUGGGAUUUGGGCUUGUUAGUAGCUGUUAAAAUAUCUACCCUUGCCCCAUUUUUAAAAAAUAGUUUACACGGAAGGCAGAGCUGCGUCACUGCACUGGGCAGGCUGCGUUGCAAAGUCAGACGACGCUGUCGGGCAGGCUCCCCCCCCUCAGGAGACCCCCAAAGCAAGUAGGGAUGGCUUUGAUUUAUAGAAGGGGAGCCAGUUGGUCAGUGAAGACUGCUUUGCUGCUGCCCCAAAACUAGGGCAUUUUUAACCUUUUAAUACAGAAGACACAACUCAACCAAAACAAACUUAUGUGCCCUUUACAUUAACAUCACUUUUCUACUGUUGGUCUACAAAGAUUUGAUUGAGUCCUCAUUUUUUUAUAUAUAUAUCCCCACCCCCCAAAAAAUCCCUCUGUUUAUAGUUUUGGGGGUGGGGGGGAGAGAAUACCUAUUUUCCACAACUUACCGCCUAGGCUAAGCUGAAGCAGCUUCUACCUUAAUUAUACCAUCAAGUAGUGAUGUGCUUCUAUUUUCCUCUGCCCGGAGCUGGAGAAUUUGGGCCUUUAUCACACAGCUGCCACUUGAAACUGCCUCUGCUUAAUGUCUUCUCCAUGCCACCAGUUCAUGUGCAGCACUGGCCUCCGUAUGGUUCUUACACAUUGUGUGCGCAGCUUCCACACUGGAGCCGGCAACUGACUGGAAUGUGUGGCGCUGUCAUGAAAUCUCUCCGCAGUGUGUCAAAACCAGAAGGUGGAAAUGUGUGUUCAAAGGAGCAACUUGGAGAAGAAGAGAUUCCACACAGGUCGUUUCAAGCAGCAACUGUGUCGACUAAAAAAAAAAAGAUGCAAAGUUACAAUUAAUUCAUUGCCAAGAGAGGGAAUAUAAAGACGGCGCUUUCUAAAGCGAAGUGUAGAGUGUCUUGGAAUACCUGAUAGAGGAAAGACCUGUCAGCAUAUUUAUUAUGUUUCCUUGUUCUUUGUGAAAAGGUGCAUGUGUUGCUUACAACACAGCACUUGAGAAUGAAAAUUGAGUUUCCAGGAAGCAUAGGAAGGCUAACUGGGGACAUACCUUCUCAGCACUCCUUGUUUCUUCCAACUGGGAGAAGACGUACUGCAAAGUCUUAAUUCCAGUUUGGCUUUUUUAUAUAAAAUGGAAUGUUCUGGGAAUAUGCAGCAAAGGUGCGUAGAACAGUUCAAAGUUUAGAGGAGAAAGUUGGAACAGUCAAAGGAGGGGCCACCAAGAGCUCAUCGGUACUUUGCCAUUAAAAUGGGUGAGUAGAAGAGACAUGUUUUUGAAGGGAAAUGGUAUUGUGACACACUGCAGCGCUGUGGUUUUUAUGGUACAAGUAGAGGGUUGACAACCAAGGUCUAAUAUUCUGCAGUUCAUAACGACAGGUGCCAAGAGGUUCUGAUACGGGUUUGGGGGGGUCUGUGAUGUACAGUGUGAAUAAACGCUUGCAACUCUUCGUCUUUUUGAUCAAUGGAGCACUUUUUAUUACUCUUCUUUCUUUAUAUGUAACGUGUGUG
This is a messenger RNA of Rhineura floridana, 6695 nucleotides long. It is a transcript of the gene MTMR3, whose product is annotated as myotubularin related protein 3. The record is from RefSeq and is a predicted model, not a curated record. Gene Ontology annotation, molecular function: metal ion binding; phosphatidylinositol-3,5-bisphosphate 3-phosphatase activity; protein phosphatase binding. Bases 684 to 4346 code for a protein of 1220 amino acids. Gene Ontology annotation, biological process: regulation of autophagy; dephosphorylation. The transcript has 22 exons. NCBI's taxonomy places the organism in Eukaryota, Metazoa, Chordata, Lepidosauria, Squamata, Rhineuridae.